Hypanus sabinus (Atlantic stingray) is the source of this 913-nucleotide messenger RNA. RefSeq names its product rhotekin-like. Gene Ontology annotation, biological process: mitotic cytokinesis; septin ring organization; actomyosin contractile ring assembly. The transcript has 2 exons. NCBI's taxonomy places the organism in Eukaryota, Metazoa, Chordata, Chondrichthyes, Myliobatiformes, Dasyatidae. Gene Ontology annotation, cellular component: actomyosin contractile ring. The record is from RefSeq and is a predicted model, not a curated record. Bases 306 to 581 code for a protein of 91 amino acids.
CUGGGGCUGUUUCACAGCUGAUACUGACUGCUGUUCUUGCCGCAGUGAAUGGCGCUAGUGUGUCUGCAGUGUGAGAGGCUGCAUUCACACAGCCGCUUCCUGUGGGCGAAGAAUGCGCAGCUGGUAGCGAAUGAAUGCUUGUGGGAGGCGCAGGCUGGGGUUGGGGCUGUGCGGGGCCAGGCGGUGCUGACACCGCAGCUGGACCGAGAUUCGGACCCACUCGGUGUCUCUCGGGGCCGUGUCCGGAGACGGGAAAGGCCGUGGCCAUGUCUCGCACAGUCUGGGGCGAGGAGUAAGCGGCAGGAAUGGACGAAACCAUCCGGAUCAUGGAGGACCUCAACCUGCUCUACAUCCGCCAGAUGGCCGAGAGUCUGCAGGACUCUGAUUUCCAGAAGAAGAUUGACUAUGAAAUCCGAAUGCGGGAUGGGGCCUGCAAGCUUCUUGCAGCAUGUACGCAGAAGGACCAAACACUGGAAGCAGCCAAGAGCCUGAUGGUCUGCAACGCACGCAUCACAUCCUACAUGUCCCAGGUGCAGAGGAUGAAGGAAGCUGAGGUGAUGCAGCGGCGCGUAAGGCGGUAAGCAGCAAUACCAGAGGUUUUACAGUGAGGGGGAGAUGGGCAAAGGUGAGGUGCACUUGAGGAUGAUGGAAACGAUUAUGCAUGAUGGGAGAACAUGGUGCUGUUACUGACCAAUAUGAACCUACACCAUUAAUUUUACGCAGCUCAUAAUCCUUCAUUUUCCUACCUUUGUAUGCCCGUCUAAGAGUUUCUUAAAUGUCCCUGUGGUAUCAGCCUCUGCCACCAUUCCUGCCAGUGAGUUCCAGGCAUCCACUUCACCUACCAGUGACAUCUCCCCUAAACUUCCCCCACUCACCUUAAACUGAUGUCAUUGGACCAUAAGACAUAGGAGCA